UUUCAUUGCUCUUGGAAGUUCUAUUGAAAGUGAAAAUGCGUUCCGCGAUUCUAUUUGGCUUGAUUGCCUGUCUGGCCUUCAGCCUGGUGCUGGCCUUUGAGGAGUCCCCCGUCCAGUCCAACGACCUGUCCGCCGUGGAGGAGGGCAUCGGCCAGGCCGUGGAGUCCGAGGUGCGCGCCAAGCGUCAGUAUUACGGCGGAUUCGGUCGCCGAGGAUAUGGUGGAUACGGUGGAUAUGGUGGAUAUGGUGGAUACGGUGGAUAUGGUGGAUAUCCCUUCUACCCACGUCCCUACUAUGGAGGCUAUGGAGGGUUUGGACGUCCCCCUUUCUUCGGAGGUGGCUUUUACGGCUAAAACCACGGCUAAUCUGUUGCCACCAACAACCGCAGACUGAUGACCAUGAAAGAUUUUACUACCACCUUUAUGAUACAUCGACGAGAAUAUUAUUAUUAAUAUCAUAUCGAUAUAAUUGUGCUAAAAUAAAUAAACAAUA
Messenger RNA from Drosophila kikkawai, 492 nucleotides. RefSeq lists its product as uncharacterized. Lineage: Eukaryota; Metazoa; Arthropoda; Insecta; Diptera; Drosophilidae. The record is from RefSeq and is a predicted model, not a curated record.